Messenger RNA from Exophiala aquamarina CBS 119918, 2901 nucleotides. RefSeq lists its product as uncharacterized. The coding region runs from base 1 to 2901 and encodes 966 amino acids. The transcript is spliced from 3 exons. Lineage: Eukaryota; Fungi; Ascomycota; Eurotiomycetes; Chaetothyriales; Herpotrichiellaceae. The record is from RefSeq and is a predicted model, not a curated record.
AUGGGCAACCUGCCGAUUGUGUGUUACGCUUCAAAGAAUAGAGGAGGAUACACCUCAUUGCCCUUGAACGAUAUUAGCAAUGUCGAGCCUCAACUUGCCACUGCAUCAGAUACCAACCAGGGGCAGGGCAAGGUUCGAAUCACCGUCCUGACGGUUACAGUCCUCGCAUUGUCAUCGCGACUGGAGCUUUACCGCCGUAUUACUAAGGCGACCGAAUGUACCACUGACAACGCUGAGGUCUUCUUGCCGUUCCUGAUCGCACUCUACGAUGCGGCCAGGUCGCAGAAGUGGAGAACUCUACAAGGCGAAAAGCAAUCCGAUCCGAGUUUCUUUGGAUUGGCUCGAAGGGUAACUGGUCCAAUCCAGAGACCCAUAUCGACAUGGAUACUACAACCAAGGACCCGUUAUCUUCUGCCACUAUUUCUGAUUGCUUCUGGCUGCUACCUGGUACAAGGCAUGUGGCACUCUUCCACUACGACUUACAUCUGCCCCAUCGUGACAGGCGAACUGAAGAUCAUUCCUCUUUUUCAAUUUCUGGCGCUGCUUCUGGACUUUCUGAUAGCCAUCAUUGUCUAUGAGACACAUCCAAAGAGUGACGGGAGUGGUCUAUCAGGUCGAAGAUGCGUGGUGCUUUGGAGUUCUUCGCUGCUCGGUGUAUCUUUCAUCUGGUCGGGUGUUGGGGCAGCGAUCUACCUUUUCAAACCUGAGUAUCGAGGCUGGCUCUUAUUGCUACGGCCAUCGCUGGAUUUUGGCACAUUUGUUGCCAUGGGUGUAUAUACCUUCUUGUUCUGUCUUCUUUUCAUUUCCACUUUACAUUGCAUAAUGAUUUAUGGCGUUCUGGACAUGUCCAUCUGCAUCACGGCUAUAAUGACGAUGAUACCCGGAUUCGAGUUUAUAUGGUCUCACAUAGCUCCUUACCCUCCAGUCUCGAAAACUGCUUCUAUCGCCUCCUUUUUCGUUGUCCUUAGUGGAUGGUGGAUGUAUCGCCGAAUACAGCAGGCAUUAGGUGAAAGAGAACCUCUUCAACGCUCGCGACAAGCGCUCGCUCUCAUCAUACUAUGUAUUCUAAUAGUCCCGGCCUGGCGCAAGAACGACAAUGUUCAUUUUCAUCCGAUUGAUGUUCUCAUUUACGACGCAAAAUUACAACACGACCGAUAUAUUAGGAGCGUCGGGAGCACGAACUCGCUCCUUGAGACAGUGGCCCGUUACCAAAAACGAUACAAACGAAACCCGCCUCCUGGCUUUGACAAGUGGUUCGAAUUCGCUAAAACCAAAUCUGCCUUUGUUGUAGAUGAGUUCGACCAGAUCUACGAGGACUUGCUACCAUUUCGGACUGUUCCACCAGAGGUUAUUCGGAAGCAGACCUGGGAGAUGGUUUCGAACCCGUGGAAUGAAAUAUCUGGGAUUACCAUUCGAAAUGGUAGUGCUGCAGUGCAAGAGAAUGUUCUGCCGACGCAUCGAUGGAUGCUUGAAGGCGUUGCCAAUCUAAUCAACAAAUUCUCCCAACAUCUGCCAGACAUGGAUCUUGCUUUCAACCUCAACGACGAAUCCAGAGUGGCAGUGCCAUUUCACGAUAUCGAAAGACUUCGUCAGCAGGGCCGCAUUGAGGACAAGAGUGGACCGCAAAGCUGGUCCCCAGAACGAGAUGCUGGCUGGCUUCCGAUCCCAGAGCAUGAUGUCAAGGAAACAGUUUUUCGCGAUAUGUCGUUUCGCAACACGUUCCGUGCAUUUGGCUCUGUGGGAUGUGAUCCUAAGUCAUUGGCACAGACUACGCCCCAUGUCUCUUCUCAAUCACAUAUAUGCCACAGCUGCACCGCUCCACAUUCUCUGGGACAGUUCGUCGCCGAUUGGAGACUAGCUGCAGACAUCUGCCACCAGCCUGACCUCGCCUAUCUCCAUGGCUUCUACCUCUCCCCAGCGGCGUUCAAGACAUCGUACCAGCUUAUGCCCGUCUUCUCACAGUCCAAGCCGCACGGCUACAACGACAUCCUCUACCCGUCGGCAUGGAACUACAUGGACAAAGUCGUCUACGCACCUUCGAAGGAUCAGGGCGCACCAGGCCAAGAAGGGUUCAGGCCAGGAUUCCCUGACCUACCUUUCUCGAAGAAAGAAACCACUCUCUUCUGGCGCGGCGCCACAUCCGAGGGUGUCUCGUCAGGCAAUCAUGCAUGGCGAGGCAUGACACGGCAACGCCUCGUGCACAUGGCCAACAACCUGACGACAUCCUCGCACGACUCCGUGACCAUUCUCCUCCCGCACGCAACAGACUCCAAAACAAAAUACAAAUACCAGACCAUCCCGGGCCUCGCGGUCAAAGCCCUUGGACUGCACACCGACAUUGCCAUCGUCGACCACAUCGCACGCUGCGGCGGCGUCGGGCUGCACGACUGCACCGACCAAGAGAAGGAAUUCCUGCCCAUCCCGCCGACCGACUUCCAAGCCCACUGGCGCUAUAAAUUCCUGUUCGACCUCGACGGCGCAGGUUUCUCAGGACGCUUCCUCCCAUUCCUGCAAUCGCAGUCCUUACCCUUCAAGACGGCACUGUUCCGCGAAUGGUACGACUCGCGGCUCACGGCGUGGCAGCACUUCGUGCCGCAGGACCUGCGCCUGCACGGCGUGUGGAGCACCCUCGCGUACUUUGCGGGCGUCAGCGGCUCGCUCUCAGCCUCCGGAGGGAAGAAAGUCAAUUGGCCCGCGCAUGUCGACGCAGCGGAGAGAAUCGCCUUGCAGGGCCGCGACUGGGCCAAUAAGGUUGUUAGGAAGGAGGACAUGGAGAUCUACUUUUUCCGCUUGCUGCUCGAGUGGGGCCGGCUCGUCGACGACCGCAGAGAUGAGUUGGGGUUUGUUGUCGCCGGUGGCGAGGCCAGGAAAGUCGGGAGUGGAAAUGGCAACGUUCCUUGA